AAGUAUUAGAGUUUCAGCUUCAGUAUCAAUCCUAUAAUCCUAAUGGAUUAUAUUAAUUGAUUUUCAAAUGCUGAACUAGCCCUGCUUGCAUCUCCUGUUGUGUAUAAUUAUUUCUAUGCAUUGUUGGAUUCAAUUUGCUAAUAAUUUGAUGACUUUGCAUCUAUGUUCAUGAGAGACACUGGUCUGUAGUCUCCUUUUUUUGUAAUGUCUUUGGUUAUAUUAUUAGCAUAAUGCUGGCCUUAUAGAAUGAGCUAGAAAGUGUCCCUUCUGCUACCUCUUGGGUGAGGUUAUACAGAAUUAGUAUGGUUUUGUCUAUAAAUGAAUUGGUAGAAUUUACCUGUGAACCAUCUGGACAAUAUUGCCAGUUUUUAAAAUGAAUUUUCUUCAGUUUUCAUCUCAAUGAUCUAGCAUAGAACCUAUUUAUCAAGAAUUAUUUAGAAUUUGAGCUAAUUAUUUAGCCUAUCUGAAUCUUCACAAGCUUUUAAAUGGGGAUAACAAAAUCUGCCUCACAAAAUCAUUAAGCUUAUAUUCUGCAAUUGUCCAGCACUGUGCCUAGCACACAGUAGAUACUGUGAAAGUAGUACUACCUUUAGCCCCUUGAUUCUGUGGUCUAUUGACUUAACUUUCUUGCAAAACAAAUGCUUAUAAACACACAAAUGUGUGUAGUGUUUUAGAAAGUUAGAAAACUUCAGUGUAAUAAAUUUCUCUAAACAAGGUUGAAUUAUAUUAAUGUAUACCAAACUACCUGUAUUUGUUCAGAACUUAUGCUUCAUCUUAUCUAGAUCUAUACUGGGGAUCUCAUAUGUGUGGGUAUCAUUUUCUGAUGCUCUCAGUGGUAAUAUACAAUCUGAUACAUAUGAAUGUUCUGUGGGAUCAAGGAGACAAAAUUGAAAAUUGGGCUUGUUUCAUAAAAUCCAGGCUUUAUGAUCAUCAUAUGAACUGUAUUAUGUAGUAUGUUAGAUUGGCAGUGAGCGGAAUAGGAAACUGCUGUAAGAGGUGUGGGAAGACACUUUUGCCCAAAGCACUUAUUCUUCAACCAGCUUAUUACUGCCCAAAUUCCACAGCUUUCUUGGCAUUCCAAUAUCCUAUGGACUGAGAAGAACCAGUCUUUUCGGGAAAGGUUAUAGAUUAAGUCAUUCAUUGUAUCAGGCAAUGAAAGAGGGGUUUAUUGGUCUUUUUCUAAAAGCAGAUUAUUAGUAGAGGUGGCAGAACAAGAAACAAGAAAGCAAAGGAUGGCAGGCAAAUUUACUUUUUUACAGGUGGCUGGGUUUGGGCUCUGGUAAUGUGGGGAAUUUGCAUGCAAUUUAACUGCAAGGAAAAAAAACACACAAAACCUAUUUCUGGCAGAUAUGUAAUGGGAAUUUUCACCAAGUGGAUGAGAAUAGAACUGCUGAAAUGCCCUCAUCUACAUAUAACAGUCACUUUAAAGUAAUCUUUGGAAAAGUACUGUAUUAACCUUUUAAAUGAAUGUUCCUCUCUUUUUAAAAGGAAUAAUCAUAAGACAUGAAUUUUAAUGUCUGGAAUAUCAAAGAUAUGUUCAGUAUCCCCUCAGGCUCUGGGGCCACUAAGUCAUCUAACUGGAAUAACAAUCAGACUGAUUACUCCAGUCUCAGUGAUUCCCAGUUCCUUUUUGGAUCCCAGUUCUGUCCGGAAGGUUCACAGACCCUGUCAACACCCGUGGACUCUGAAGUCCACUUGAGACAUCCAAAACAGUCACAACAGAAUUCUCUGGAUAGUGAACCUAGUAUUUUCACAAAGUACCAAACAAAACCCCAGCUGCUUGGAGGAGAUCCAAAAGAUGGAGGCUUGUUUCCUCUUCCUUUGUCUCUUGGAAAACCAAAAGGCCUCUUGGAACAGUUUGAGGAGAAAAAGAAAAGUGCAAAAGAGAAAUGUGACAGUGAGACUUUAUACAACUUCAUUUCCCAUAUCAAAGAAAGCAUUCACAAGUUACAGACAUCAGUGGAAGAGUCUGAGGAACAUCUCAGUUCCAGAAGUCAGUCUAUUUUGGAUUCUUUGGAAACUGUGGCCAAGACAUGGCAGGAGACUGCAAAAGCUCAGAGUGGUCUGAUGUUGGAAAUAGUGCAGGACAAAGGCAACGUGGACCAGGCCAUCCUUGAGUUGCAAAAGAGACUCGAAGCUAGACAAGCAGAGUUUAUAGAAAUGAAGUCCGACCUGAAGCACCUUGAAGUUUUGGUUACCCAGCAGAGUAAGGACUUUCAGCAGCUGUGUGAGCAUCUAGGCCCGCUGAAUAUGCCCAGUGUUCUAGCAGAGUUAAAGCGAGUGACCUCCAUCGCUCUGACACCCAAACACGUGAAAGACAGUGCCUCUCAGACCUCACCACCUCUGGCGCAGAGCCUUAGUUUCCCCGGGCAGGACAAAUAUACCUCUGAGAAGCCAGUUACGUGGCAGGCCCAGGCCCUCCCUGCUGCAUGCAGUCUUAGUGUGGGCUCCCCAAGGCCCAGGGAGUUUGCUGUCUGGGGUGAGGGAUCAAAGAGGGAUGCUCUCCAAGAAGAGGCUGUGCAGCUGGCAGUUGGAACCGGCAAAAGAAACAGGCAAAUCAAGGGCAGGGCCGUGCAGACUAACUGCCAGAACUCUGUUACUAAAACAGGCUCUGAGAACUGUGGCUCUGCCAUCCUGGGUCACAAGGUUCCUAAAGAUAGGGACCCAGUUUUCCAAGGAGACUCGCAACUUAUAUCUCGAGGAUAUAAGGACUUAAACAACUCUGCAACCAGCAUUAAGAACACCAGCCAAAAAUGGCAAGCUAAAGGCGCAUCUUCAUGUGACCCUUGUGAGCAAAGGCUGGUGACGGAACAGAAAGGCGUAACUGAAGAAAGAGGGAAAAAAGGCAAGCAGCAGCCCAGGAAAGCCCCCAGGAGGAGGUCCCUACGCAGGAAGCAAGAACAAAUGCCCAGCAAAACCUGUGUUUCUAAUUCUAAAUAUCCUAGGCCUCCAGUUUCCAGCCCACAAAGGUCCCCCUGGGGACAGCAGGAAACUCUAGCUCAGCCCCUGCAACUUUGGGGCCCUAGGAGCCCCACAAAUCUAGUCUGCUCUGCUCAGGGAGGAACAGUCAUGCCCAGUAAGACCACGAGGGCAGAGCAAGAGAAGCUCGUGCAGCGCAGCGGGCAUUCCUCCCAAGACAACAGCCUGCUUUUUCCCAGUUUCCAGGGGGACCAAAAGAUUAGCUGGUUCAGUGAUCUCAAUGCCCUCAACCCCAGGAGAGAGUCACCUCAGUCCCAGGAGUCAGGGAAGAAUAUACUCUAUGACCUGGGUUUUGAUAGCAGUGAUGAUGGCUUCUGACCAGCCCAUAAUGACUUUGGCUGAUGGUUUUUGGUCUCGUUGGAAAAACAAAUCACAGAACAUUCCGGGUGGCUGAUGGCAGAGUUCUCAAAGCCUGCCUGGAGUCUUCAGGGUCAGAGGCUGGAC
This is a messenger RNA of Bubalus bubalis (water buffalo), 3423 nucleotides long. It is a transcript of the gene IHO1, whose product is annotated as interactor of HORMAD1 1. The transcript has 7 exons. Lineage: Eukaryota; Metazoa; Chordata; Mammalia; Artiodactyla; Bovidae. The record is from RefSeq and is a predicted model, not a curated record. The coding region runs from base 1504 to 3297 and encodes 597 amino acids. Gene Ontology annotation, biological process: meiotic DNA double-strand break formation; DNA recombination; homologous chromosome pairing at meiosis. Gene Ontology annotation, cellular component: condensed nuclear chromosome.